CACAGAGUACGUUUAUGUUAUGACUUUCCUUUCCUAACCUAAAAAUAACUUGCCUAUUUGUUUUGGUUUUAUUUAAUAACAUUUUAAGCAGUAUAAAUAAUGAAACAUGUUCAAACGGAUAGCUGUUGGGAUUUCCGGUGGCGUAGACAGUGCGGUAUCGGCUCUUCUAUUGAAACGAGCAGGUUACCAAGUAGAAGGUGUAUUUAUGAGAAACUGGGACAGUAAUUACGAAGCAGGCUACUGCAAUGAUGAAAGAGAUUUAGAGGAUGCCACUUUCGUUUGCCGUAAGCUCGAGAUUCCAUUGCACAGAGUUCAUUUCAUAAAGCAGUACUGGAACGAAGUAUUCACCGUUUUGUUAAAUGAAUAUGAAAAUGGACUGACGCCAAACCCGGACAUCUUGUGCAAUAGAUACAUUAAAUUUGAUAGCUUUUUUGAACAUUGCAGGAAUAAUUUAGGAGUAGAUGCCAUUGCUACUGGCCAUUAUGCUAGCACAUCUUUUGGACCAUUCUUAAAAAAGUACAAUGAAAAUGAAGGAGUUCACCUACUUCAACCAGCAGAUAAACAUAAAGACCAGACAUUUUUUCUGUCCCAAGUGAAGCAAUUUUCAUUGAGAAAAUGUAUGUUCCCUAUUGCUAAUUUGCUCAAGUCUGAAGUGAGAGAAAUUGCAAAAAAAGAAGGCUUACUGAAUGUAGCUGAAAAAAGGGAUAGUACAGGAAUAUGUUUUAUUGGGAAAAGAAGGUUUCAGGAUUUCAUUGCUGAAUACAUUCAAGUAAAGAAAGGUCUUCUAAUAGACAUAGACACUGGGCAAGUUGUUGGUGAACACAAUGGAUUCCACAACUGGACCAUAGGACAGAGGUGCUGCCUGGAAAAUUACAAAGAUGCAUACUUUAUUUUCAAGAAAGAUCUAGAAUCUAACAAUAUUUUUGUGGUAGCGGGCACCAAGCAUCCGGUUCUAUGGAAUAAUCUAGUAUUCACUGGUGAACCUCAUUGGAUACACAGUGAACCAAGCAAGCUGAGAAACAAUGAUGUCUUGAAAUGUUUCUUCCGAUUUCAACACACGAUGCACUUGGUUCCUUGCAAAAUUGUAAAAAACUCUGAAGGACUAACAAUAAUGCUAGAAUACAACCUAAGAGCACUAACUGAAGGCCAAUUUGCAGUUUUAUAUGCAAAUGGGGAAUGUCUUGGAAGUGCUAAAAUAAAAGAUGUUAGCCAUAACUUAAUAACUACUCAUGUACAAUCAGAUUCCUAGCAUAGUUACCUAUUAUGUGGAUAAAAACUGUUGUUGUUACAAUAAUAUUAAAUAUUGUUACUUAUA
Plutella xylostella (diamondback moth) is the source of this 1315-nucleotide messenger RNA. Its product is annotated as mitochondrial tRNA-specific 2-thiouridylase 1. Gene Ontology annotation, molecular function: sulfurtransferase activity. Gene Ontology annotation, cellular component: mitochondrion. The record is from RefSeq and is a predicted model, not a curated record. NCBI's taxonomy places the organism in Eukaryota, Metazoa, Arthropoda, Insecta, Lepidoptera, Plutellidae. Gene Ontology annotation, biological process: tRNA wobble position uridine thiolation.